GGACUGAAAGCGGAUCAGCAGCAGCAGGCGGAUUCCCACAGAGCCUGGGGUUAUUUAGGAUUUGUAUUGCUUUUAUUUCAUCUGAAAUUAUUUACAGAUUAUAGUGUUCCUGACAGAGAUGUGGAUGGUUAAUGAAGCGACUGGGCGGCGAUAUAACGGGAAAUAGAGCAUCGCCAUUUAUUUGGGACAUUAAAACAGUUCAUGUGCGGUAUUUAAUCUUCACCGACCUUUUAUUUCAGCUUAACUCCUUUUACUGCUGUCCAUCCUCGUAAUUAUUAGGUGUUUUUGCUAUUUAACAUUAAUUUCAAGACAGUGGAGAUGCCAUAAAGCAUCCAGACUGUUAGAACUAUUAGAAGCUGGAUGUCUGUGUCACUGUUAUCUCUGACCUUUAUUUGCAGCCCAGUUAUAUAAAUAAAAAAAAGGUGUGUGCUUAUAUAAUAUAAUAUAAUAUAAUAUAAUAUAAUAUAAUAUAAUAUUAGAUAAAUACCCGCUUUUAAAUUCAAGGGCAUACGGAUUUAGGAGGCUUACUGUGAAGUUAAAUAGCUUAAAGCCUCAAUUUCUGGUUCACUAAGAAAGGAUUAAAUUCACUCCCAACACCACAUUUGACACCUGAAAAGUCUGCACAGAGCUCCAGGAGUGUUAGAAAGCAUGGCAGGUGUGUCAGUGGAGGAGCCCAUGCCGGGAUACUUGCAGCUCUUCUCCACAGCUGGUAGCGUUUUGUUGGAUGCCUAUAGAGACUGUAAAGACUGUGGCAUCGAACUGUCUGUACAGACACUGCUGGAUCAUGCACACCUCACACCGACAGAAAUCGUGCUCUUCUUCCUCUGCGUGGUGAUUUGGACCAGUCUGAGAUGGGCACUGACUUAUCACCUGUUUGUGCCAUUCGCCCAGUGGUGUCGUCUCCAUCCCAAAGAUGUGGCGAAGAUGCCAGAAAGUGCUUGGAAGCUGGUCUUCUACACGAUGUUGUGGUCCUACACCACCUACCUGCUCUUCUAUUGCAGCUACGGCUUCUUUCACAACCCUUCCUCUGUCUUUUACAACUGGAAGAGCGGAAUGCAGGUGCCUACGGACAUCGCCAUUGUCUAUUUGAUCCAGGGGAGCUUCUACGGCCACUCCAUCUACGCCACAAUAUACAUGGAUGCGUGGAGGAAAGACUCCGCCGUCAUGCUGUUGCAUCACUUCAUCACUCUGGCACUGAUUGCAUUCUCCUACGCCUUCAGGUAUCACAAUAUCGGGCUCCUCGUGCUGUUCCUCCAUGACAUCAACGACAUUCUGCUGGAGUUCACAAAACUCAACGUCUACUUCAAGAUCCGUGGAGGAAAAAGCUACAUGAUCAAUGAUGUCCUGUCCAGCGUGGGCUUUCUGGGCUUUGGCAUCACAUGGUUCUGCUUCCGACUGUACUGGUUCCCCCUCAAAGUGCUGUACGCCUCUUACGUCACCAGCCUGCAAUCCGUCCCCAACAUCCCUUUCUACUUUUUUUUCAACGCUCUGCUGUUUGCACUGCUGCUCAUGAACAUCUACUGGUUCCUGUUCAUCGUGCAGAUGGUGGUGAAGGUUCUGACUGGGCAGAUGAAGGGGAUCAAUGAUGUACGCGAGUACGAAGAAGACGAGGUCCAGGAAUCGAUCAAGGCCGAGAAGCAUGACUCAGGACAUCAGCGCUCUGGAGAUGGGAAUCACGUGCAGAAUGGAAUCGGCAAGAAGCACCAAUAACAGGCUCAGUACUGUCACCUGCUGGCCCUCUACAGCAAUUACAAGGAACAAAAAAGGGCAGUUUGACUCUGGCACUCCGUCUUUACUACAGGAACAACAACAAAAAUAUCCCUGAUCAUUUUAGACUGUAAUGUUGUUUUGGUUUUUUUUUGCCCUCAUUUUAAUAAAACUGUGAAUAUUG
This is a messenger RNA of Ictalurus furcatus (blue catfish), 1891 nucleotides long. It is a transcript of the gene cers1, whose product is annotated as ceramide synthase 1. The coding region runs from base 649 to 1710 and encodes 353 amino acids. The record is from RefSeq and is a predicted model, not a curated record. Gene Ontology annotation, biological process: ceramide biosynthetic process. Gene Ontology annotation, molecular function: sphingosine N-acyltransferase activity. The transcript is spliced from 7 exons. Lineage: Eukaryota; Metazoa; Chordata; Actinopteri; Siluriformes; Ictaluridae. Gene Ontology annotation, cellular component: membrane.